AUGGGCAAUCGUCUGAAGGCUGGUGGACCAAAGAUUGGAAAUUGCCAUCCAGAUCCUGUGCAGCAAGAGAAGUUAGUUUGGUCUUUAGACAGCAAGGGCCUGUUCUCGGUGAAGUCCCUUUAUCGAUCUCUCAAUACGAAGAAAGAAAAUUCGGAGGAAGUGUUUACUGCAGGAGUCUGGAAAUAUAAGGUCCUUCUUAAGAUUGUUGUUUUUGGGUGGCUGGUUGAGAAGAGAAAAGUCCCCACUGUCGACAAUCUGAGGAAAAGGGGUAUGAUAUUAACCAACAUUUGCGUUUGCUGCAUGUCUAAUGAAGAGUCGACAGACCAUCUUUUCGGUCACUGCCCUUUCUUCAACCAGGUUUGGUCGGCCAUCUUGUCUUCUUUUGCUAUCUCCUGGCCCUUUCCUAGCUCCACGAAUCAUGUCCUCGCAGCCUGGCAUGGAGUUUCUCUUAGUAAGAGCAGAUCCUCGAUUUGGAGAAUGACCCUGCUAGCUGCUUGGUGGGCCAUCUGGGAAGAAAGAAACAACUGCUGCUUCAGAGAUGCUUCCCAUCCAGUGACCUAUGUGAUCACGAGAUUUCAACAUCUAGUCAUUGAAUGGGCCUGCAACACCAUUAACAUUAGUGGGAAUCCUCUUCUCUUUGAUCAUCAGCUUAGUGGGAUGUAG
This is a messenger RNA of Magnolia sinica, 663 nucleotides long. RefSeq lists its product as uncharacterized. The record is from RefSeq and is a predicted model, not a curated record. The transcript has 2 exons. Bases 1 to 663 code for a protein of 220 amino acids. NCBI's taxonomy places the organism in Eukaryota, Viridiplantae, Streptophyta, Magnoliopsida, Magnoliales, Magnoliaceae.